AUGGCGCUAUUGAAUCCGGUCUACGCACUCGUCGUUCCAUUCCUGUUUGUCGUCACGGUUCCUCUAGCCAUCCUCGCAGGCAUCACUACGACGCUUGCUUUCGACGUUCUCAUCCUCCGCGUUGUCAUAGUCUAUCUGGAUGUCGCGCUCUCCCUCGUACCGCAAUCUCUGGCGAAUAUCAAGCUUCGUCAACGGUAUAUUACCCGCGAAGCACGCAUGCCGCCGGCUUUCAGAAAUGGGUACGGGAGUAGCAAUGGAGAUAGCUCAGCGGCAUCACCUACCCAGCAGCCGCCAAUAUCACAUCUCCGAAGACGUCACCGACCCAGCAGCAGCCUCAGCAUUCUGUCCACGGGUGGUUCUACAACGCCUGUCGGUGAGUUUGGUAUAGGGUUGAUGCCCAGCGUGGGGCCAGAUCGAGACUUUGAGGGCGUUGGUGGCUGGCGGUCCGGCGAUGACGAUGAGGUUUGGACGGCAAUAAACUCUCGAAUGGAAUUGCCAGAUCGGCAAUUCCCGCGACAUCACUACCGGUCUCCGUCGGGUGGUGGAGCCACAACACCAGGUGACGGCGGAGUAUUGAUGAUGAAGACGAGACGAAGGAGUUCAGAGUCAAAAGCCGGUGUGCGACCAGCCUCGUCGCCAAACAGUUCGAGAGCCAGGACUCCUUCGGCUUCACGGAUGCAAAGCAUGACAACUCUUGGCAGCGGCAACUCGGACAGUUACUUUCCGUUCAUCAUGUCACCAAAAGCCUCCAGGAAAAUGCAAUUGUAA
Messenger RNA from Metarhizium album ARSEF 1941, 768 nucleotides. RefSeq lists its product as uncharacterized. The record is from RefSeq and is a predicted model, not a curated record. The transcript has a single exon. Bases 1 to 768 code for a protein of 255 amino acids. Lineage: Eukaryota; Fungi; Ascomycota; Sordariomycetes; Hypocreales; Clavicipitaceae.